Molecule: messenger RNA, 639 nt
Organism: Acaulospora colombiana
Lineage: Eukaryota; Fungi; Glomeromycota; Glomeromycetes; Diversisporales; Acaulosporaceae
Source: the annotation of a GenBank genome assembly
GAGCAGCCUGCUACUAUUGCUCCUGGUAUGAUGAUGAUAUCAACCGACGAUCCCAAGGUCACUAGGUCCAAGUCAUCUGCAUCAAAGAAGAGUAAGACGAACCCUAGAUCCCCUACUGACGAUACCGCGACCGACGAUAUGGCCCAGAUGAACGCGAUGAUGGCUGCAGGCGCGUCUCUGGUCCCAGGAGGAAUGGGCUGGCCGAUGCCGCCGCCCAUGCAACCCUCACAAGCAGGGCUGCAAUUUCCGUUUAUGCCUCUUGGCCCUCCUGCGGGUGGAGGGCCACUACAGAUGCCUGGAGGUGUAGGGGGAUUGCCUCCAGGUUUACCUUUCCCGCCGCCUGCUAUUGCUGUUCCUAUCCCGGCCGGUGCACCACUCCCCCACCCUGCACAACUUCCCCCGAACGCACAACUAGUACCUGAUGGGAGAGGUGGACAUACUAUCAUUAUACCUCCUCCGCCCGGCCCAUGGAACCUGCCUUUCCCUGGUCCUGGUAUGAUGCCCGGACCGCUACCCACCCACGCCAAUGGGGGGUUCCCUAUUCCCAUUCCGAUACCGACAACAGCAUCACCGCAACGUACGAAUGUAGAGACGCCAUCCACUAAUGAUAAGACGACUGAACUAUCUACGUCAAGUUAG